UCCAGAGAAGCUGCUGAAGGACGCGGAGUUUGAUUCCAGCGCUGGAGGUGAAGAUGAGUCCUGUUGUCUUGGUUUGCUGUGUGCUGAUUGCAGCUGUGGCUCCCAGAUGUUCAUCAGAAAUGUACACAUCGCUGCUGAAUGUGAAGCAGGCGAUCAGCGUGGAACAGAAGCUGAUCGAUUAUCUGAGAACUUAUAUCGAUCACGAACAGGAGAGACUGCAGGACAUCAAGCGCUUUUAUACCAAAGUGUCCGACCUGCACUCGGAACUUUACAAAGGCCCGGCUGGGAUGGCGAACCCUCUGGUAGCCUUCACCCUGAUCAAGCGGCUGCACUCAGAGUGGCUGAAUGUCGUCUACAGCAACGAAGCUCUGGAGAACGCACAAGCCCUCAGGUCCAGUUACGAGGAGGAAGAACCCGAGCUGCCCAAACUGGAGGACCUGCAGGGGGCUGCUAAGGGGCUGAUGAGGCUGCAGGACGUUUACGCUCUGCAGGUUUCGAGUCUCGCCAGGGGUCGCUUCCAAAGAGUCGCUGACGGUGAAGCUGUUGAUGUCUACAUGCCUGCAGUGUCCAUCCCGCUGUCUGGUGAUGACUGCUUUCUGGUUGGGAAGGUGGCGUACGAACAGGAAGACUAUUAUCACUCGGUGCAGUGGUUGGAGGAGUCGGUUCGUCUCUUCAGGGGAACCAGAGGAGAGUGGAGCCCUGAGAAUGAAGGGACCUUAGAAGAUGCUCUGGAUCACCUGGCCUUCUCUCAUUUUAAAACAGGAAAUGUCUCCCACGCUCUAAGCCUGUCUCAGGAGUUACUGCAUUAUGAUCCAAUGAAUGGAAGAGUUCUGCAGAAUGUAGAGAAAUAUGAGAAGCUGCUAGUUGCUGCAGGUCCACCCAGAGGUGAUGGUCUGAGGAGACCCACCUCCACUUAUUUAAGGACCAGAGAAACUUAUGAGAGACUCUGCCAAACCCAAGGCUCUCAGCCGAUGCAUUUUAAGAACCCCAGACUCUUCUGCGACUAUUUCACCAAUGACAACCCUGCGCUGCUGCUGAUGCCGGUGAGACGGGAGGUGUUGAGCCUGCAGCCAUUUGCGGUUCUUUACCACGACUUCAUCACCGACGUAGAGGUUGAAGACGUCAAGAGUCUCGCCCAGCCUGGAUUGAGGAGAUCUGUGGUGGCAGCUGGAGAGAAACAAGCAACAGCAGACUAUCGGAUCAGCAAGAGUGCAUGGCUGAAGGGCUCAUCUUUCUCCAUCGUUGGGAAGCUUGAUCAGAGGAUCUCGAUGCUCACAGGUCUGGACGUGAAGCAUCCAUAUGGCGAAUACCUCCAAGUAGUCAAUUAUGGGAUUGGUGGCCACUACGAACCUCACUUUGACCAUGCUACAUCCCCUUCGAGUCCUGUCUUCAAGCUGAAAACUGGGAACCGUGUGGCAACUUUUAUGAUAUACCUCAGCCCUGUCGAGGCAGGUGGGUCCACAGCCUUCAUCUACGCCAACUUCAGUGUUCCUGUCGUGGAGAAAGCUGCCAUCUUCUGGUGGAACCUCCACAGAAAUGGUGAAGGAAACAUUGACACCCUGCAUGCCGGCUGCCCUGUGCUCAUCGGGGACAAAUGGGUGGCAAACAAAUGGAUUCACGAGUUUGGCCAAGAGUUCCUGCGUCGCUGCAGCCUGAACCCUGAAGAGUGAAAUGGGGCGGAGCCAUCGCCGGGCCCCUCGGAGCACAAGCCUUUACAAUUUGGAGGCACACUUCAAGAGAAGGAGGCAGCCAGAAAAUGAGCGCUCAGGCAGGGGAGGAGAUAGCCGUGAAGAGGAAGCCUGCAUCUGGGAUUGGAGCCCCAGGCCCCAGGGAGCCCGGAGGUACAGCAGUAGACAUGGAGCUGGAGGUGCAGGAGGAGGAGGAGCAGCUGGCAAUCAGCCACCAGAGGACAAAUGCUGCUUCUGGCCAGUUCCUGCAGAUGGAGAGAGGCCUCUGCAUUCACGCACUGCACUGGUUUCAGUAAACUGUGUGUUUACUGCUUAAAAAACCGACAUCUUAUCCGGCCCUUUUCCUACACUGGGGCCCCUCAGGGGUCUGUCAUUCCAAAUCAACAGUUGAAUCUCAAAAUUUAAGUUUGAAAUGAACAAAGAUUCUCAAUAUGUCAACUAAAAAUAUCCAUCAAAUCCACCGUUGUUGUGUGAUGCAGAUGGGAGCAGAUAACAGACCAUGUGCUGCACAGGGUGGAGGACAGUAUCCGGUUUCAAGAGGUUAAAAUCUGACUCUCAUGUUUCCAAAGUAGGUUGAUUAUAACAGAGAUUCUCAUGUUCUCAGACCUCAGGCUUGCAGCUCAGUCUGGUGCUGUGAGUCAAAGGAACCAGUCAUUGUGAAUAUGCUUGUUUAUCCCCGGGUGACUGAACAAUGUCGUCAUCGCUGUCUGUGGCAGACUCUUUGAAUUAGAUGUAACAGACUGUCUAGUGGAACAAAUGACCCACUAAGUCGUCCUCUGAUUGAGCUGCUCGUCAUUAGUCAUGUUCAUCUGCAUGCUGAGUGAUUGUGUCUGAACUCACACAACCAACCCUGUCCACAUACCACUCAGAUAUCUGCAUGCAAGUAGGUCAUAACUCAUCUUAAAACAUGCCCAGUAUUGAAAUUUAAUUUAAUAAAUUAAUAAAAGUCAAUAUAUGAGUUGCAGAAAACGUCAAACCUCUCUGAAGGCGACUUUAUGGGAGCAUCCUGCUGCUUGAUUGGCAGGAAUUGCAUCAGAGAGAGUCUCUCCAAACACACUAACACAGAAAAUAUAUGAACAGGAUAUGCACUGGAUGCCUGUUGCACAUUCCUGCAUGCACGCUAAAGAGCAGCACUUGAUUAUUUUCCAGGGAGAUGAUGGAUCGGGAGGCCCUGCUGUCCUGAAGCUCAUUCUACUGCCUAUUUACUUUCAUUGCAGCUGUUACUGUGAGUUUUGUGCCUUCAAAAAUGCAGUUACAGCUCCAUUUUCACUGAAAAUAUAAAAUUCUGGGAGUUUGUUUCAGGUUUGCACAGGGUUUUCAACUGCUUUAUGCAUAUAUUGAUCGAAAAACAUACUUUAGCUACUUGUUUACCAUUUCUUUUAUAAUAAACUUUCUUUUCUGUGCAGUCAAGUCAGAAUCAGAAGCAGUGAAGCUAAAAGGUUUACAGUAAAUCUUUCACAGCUCCAUCUUAAGACAUAAAGCUUAACGUUUCCCAGAAUUGAAGCAGCUUUAUUUUACUCUCUUCCUAUUCACUCUCCCUCACUGUUACCACAACAAACAUGGCUGCAGAGAAUCCUGUUGCUAUGCAGCAGCGCAGUCCAAACUGCCUAAAGCACACAUGACCAGAUCAUAGGUCUUCCUCUGCACAUUGUCAAAUACAUACAGUGAUUCUGCACAUUUUAACGCUCUGUAACUUUUAUUCUGAGAAUGAGCUGAUUGCUUUUCAGAGUUAGUGAGUGUGCACAACUGAUGCACAAAUAUACUUGAAUAAAGAACUGACAGACAAAGAAGAAAAAAGCUGACUUUAGUCUCAGGUUGAAGAAAGAAAAAGUCUUCAGUCAGUCCUGUUGGUGAGCAGCUCUGUGCUUCCCUCUGCUGGUGACUUAAAAAAUAAAUAAAUGUUGGAAUGUUUUUUUUUACUCUGUUAAAAUAUGUGUGCUGCUUUUACUGUUGCUAUUUAAUGUUUCUUUGGAAUUAUUAAAAUUAUUUUUCUUUCUUUAUUUUACAGGGACUGAAUUCCUCAGCAUUGUUUUUAAUGGUCAUUAUACGACGUGGCUUACCAUUUUAAUACAUUUCUGGAUGUACUAAUUCAAUUGAUUAUUUUAUUUGACAUUAUAUUUGAAUAUUAAAUAAAGUAAAUGCCUAAAUUAUAGAACAUUAAAAUGCAUUUUUCUGCUAAAUCCUCCUCUGUCAUGGUUAUAAUAUUCAUUUCAGGUGUAAAUUAAAAUGUAUGCUGAUUUUUGAGGAUAUCAGCUUACAGCAAAAGCCUGUAUAAUAAAUACUGUUGUUGUGUCUCAACCUUAAUAUCUAAAUUCAUUGGCUGAAUUAGUAGUUUAUAGACAGUAUUAUAAGAUCUUAACAUUAGAAAUAUUUAAAGUAGUCUGGGAAGUUAGUAUUGUAUAUUUAAAAUUGCAAGGUUUCAACCUUUAUAUUCAAAUUUGUCGGGUAAACUGUAUUACAUAUAGAAUUUUGUAGUGUCUAAACCCUAAUCUUUAAAGUUGUUGGGACAUUUGUAUCAUCAGUCUUAUUUCCACUUCUGGUGUUUCAAAUGGUAUAGAAAUCAUUAAGUAUCAUGAGUUCAUAUCGCAUUAUAAUGACUACACUUUCUGUUGUUUUGUCUAGUUCAUUUAUAUCAAUAACAGAAAUAUCAUUGUACAACAUCUGUUUUUGCUUGAUGCACGUAGUAAUUUGACAACUUGUUGUAGAUCAUUACAUUUUGUUUAAAUAGAA
Messenger RNA from Amphiprion ocellaris (clown anemonefish), 4418 nucleotides. RefSeq names its product prolyl 4-hydroxylase, alpha polypeptide III (gene p4ha3). The record is from RefSeq and is a predicted model, not a curated record. The transcript has 13 exons. Gene Ontology annotation, biological process: peptidyl-proline hydroxylation to 4-hydroxy-L-proline. Gene Ontology annotation, cellular component: endoplasmic reticulum. Gene Ontology annotation, molecular function: protein binding; L-ascorbic acid binding; iron ion binding. NCBI's taxonomy places the organism in Eukaryota, Metazoa, Chordata, Actinopteri, Pomacentridae. The coding region runs from base 54 to 1670 and encodes 538 amino acids.